AUGACACAUCAUUAUCGUAUUAACGGAUCGAUGAUCCAACAGUUCAGUGGCAAACCAGUUAGUAUUAUUGGUACAGUUAGCAAGGUCCAUCCAUCAGGCAAUGUACUCGAUUUGGAAACAAGCGAUCAACAGCAUAUUGUUGUACGUUCAUCGGAUCAUAUUGUUGAUGUUAGUCCAGGUAACAUUAUUGAAGUACUUGGAGAAGUGGACAACCGCAAUCAGAUCGCGUGUGAUACUAUUGUAACAUUUGAAUCUGAACAAACGGCUAAUUUCGAUAUGGAUAUGUACAAUCAAGCUGUUAUGCUUUUCCAACAUUAUCCUCAAGACUACCUUGUUAAUCUUUAA
Messenger RNA from Adineta ricciae, 345 nucleotides. NCBI's taxonomy places the organism in Eukaryota, Metazoa, Rotifera, Eurotatoria, Adinetida, Adinetidae. The record is from the annotation of a GenBank genome assembly.